Messenger RNA from Diceros bicornis minor, 2834 nucleotides. RefSeq names its product matrix remodeling associated 8 (gene MXRA8). The coding region runs from base 634 to 1995 and encodes 453 amino acids. Lineage: Eukaryota; Metazoa; Chordata; Mammalia; Perissodactyla; Rhinocerotidae. The transcript has 10 exons. Gene Ontology annotation, cellular component: membrane; cell surface. Gene Ontology annotation, biological process: cell adhesion; establishment of glial blood-brain barrier. The record is from RefSeq and is a predicted model, not a curated record.
UUGAGCUCAAGCGGGAGGGGUGGCACACCCUCAGGAAGGGGAUGGGUCUGGGGGCCUCAGAGGGAGCGGCUCACCACGAUAAGGGCCCCCCAAGACCCAGGAGGGUGUGAGGUCUCACUUAAAUCUCUGUCCCCCCAGAACUUCCCUCGCACAGACCCGGGGCCAGAGGGCUCAGAGGGCAGGGAGGCCGAGGUGGCGGGUGCCUCCCACGGGGGUCCCUCACGCACCUCGCUUCUCAGGGAGGCCCUUCAGGCCUGCGCUUCUCCUAGUUGUCAGGAGGGGAGUGGGUUGUGGGAUUGAGGGAGGCCUGGGAACCAUGGGGCUUGCAGGGUCUGUUCCAGCCUCCCUCAGCUCCCAGGCCCCCUGAGCCCGCCCUCAGGGCUGGCCUGCUGAUCCUGCGCAUUCCUCCCAUCCCGGGCGCUCAGCCACAUUUCUGGAGCAGAAACUUGGCUUGUGGGGUGGCGGAUGGUGGGGUCACUCUCCACCUCCUCAUACUUCAGACCUCUGCCCUUCAGGAAGGCCGAGGGGGCCCCAGCACCGAGCACUGAGUGUGGGACAGGGCUCCCAGCGGUCUGAGGACCCUCCAGGGCUUGUGUGGUGUGGCCGUCGGCAGGUGCACGUGCUAUCCAGGAUAUGCAUGUGCAGGGGCCCCCAGAACGGGCGUCAGCGCGUCAGGCUUUGGUGCUUUGGUGGUCUUGCUGCAGUGAAGGCUUUGCUGUCCUUCUGUCCUCAGGGCUGUCUGGGCCCCAGACGGCCGGCAGCUCCGUAGUGUCCGAGUCAGCCGUGAGCUGGGCGGCCGGCGCCCGGGCCAUGCUGCGCUGCCAGAGCCCGCGCAUGGUGUGGACCCAGGACCGGCUGCACGACCGCCAGCGCGUGAUCCACUGGGACCUCAGCGACGGCCCGGCCGGCGGCUCGCCGCGCCGACUCGUGGACAUGUACUCGGCGGGCGAGCAGCGCGUGUACGAGACGCGCGACCGCGACCGCCUCCUGCUGCCACCCUCCGCCUUCCACGACGGCAACUUCUCGCUGCUCAUCCGCGCGGUGGAGGAGACAGACGAGGGCCUGUACACCUGUAACCUGCACCACCACUACUGCCACCUCUACGAAAGCCUGGCCGUCCGCCUCGAGGUCACCGACAACCCCCGGGCCGCUGGCGCGCACUGGGACGGCGAGAAGGAGGUGCUGGUGGCGGAGCGCGGCGCGCCCGCGCUGCUGACGUGCGUGAACCGCGCGCACGUGUGGACCGACCGGCACCUGGAGGAGGCGCAGCAGGUGGUGCACUGGGACCGGCAGCCGCCUGGGGUGCCGCACGACCGCGCAGACCGCCUGCUCGACCUGUACGCGUCGGGAGAGCGCCGCGCCUACGGGCCGCCCUUCCUGCGCGACCGCGUGGCGGUGGCGUCGGACGCCUUUGCGCGCGGCGACUUCUCGCUGCGCAUCGACCCGCUGGAGCCGGCCGACGAGGGCACGUACUCCUGCCACCUGCACCACCACUACUGUGGCCUGCACGAGCGCCGCGUCUUCCACCUGAGGGUGACCGAGCCCGCCGCAGAGCCGCCCCCGCGGGACUCGCCGGGCAACGGCUCCAGCCACAGCGGCGCCCCCAGGCCAGAUCCCACGCUGGCGCGCGGCCGCAGCGUCAUCAACGUCAUCGUCCCCGAGGGCCGGGCCCACUUCUUCCAGCAGCUGGGCUAUGUGCUGGCCACUCUGCUGCUCUUCAUCUUGCUGCUGAUCACUGUCAUCUUGGCCACCCGUCAGCGCCGCCGCGGAGGCUACGAAUACUCGGUCAAGAAGUCGGGGAAGUCAAAGGGGAAGGACGUGAACAUGGUGGAGUUUGCUGUGGCCACAGGAGACCAGGUUCUUUACAGGAGUGAGGACAUCCAACUAGAUUACAAAAACAACAUCCUGAAGGAGAGGGCUGGGCUGGCCCACGGCCCUGUGCCCGCCAAGUACGUGGACUUGGACAAAGAGUUCAGGAAGGAGUACUGCAAAUAAGGUGAUCCUGGGCUCCUGGCUGGGCCAGCAGCUCUGCCAUCUCCUGUCUGUCUGUCUUGGAGGACGUCCUCCUGAUCCUCAUGCAGCUCACCCGGCCCCCCUUCCAGCGGCUGGUCCCGCUGUCCUGGAACUUGGCCUGGACUGGUGCAGAGUGAGGCUGCCUCCAGACCCCUCUCCCAGGAGCACCCUAACCCUCACGAGCAGCAGUGGGCUCCUUGGGACUCUGCAGGCUGUGGCUGCGCCCCUUCAGCAGCCCUGGGCAUGUGCCCACUGGCUCCCAUGCUCGCUGGUGUCCUGGUGUACCCCCCACACUGCACAGCAAGACCCCUCUGAUGUUCACCAAGCCCUCAGGCUCUCCUGGCCUCUGUCUUGGAGGGGGCUCAGCUGGGACUCGGAGCUGUGGUCAGCCUCAGGGUUGGCACUCCCACCCCUUCCUUGGGGGAGCUGCCUGCUGGCUCCCCGUGCGCUACCCAGCCAGGCUGCCGUGGGGACCUGAGGACUGCGCACUCCAGGCCCCACUGAUGCCCCUGUGCGCUGCAUCAGGCCACCUGGGGCUGCCAUGGGUCCCUUCUCUGCUUCCCUCUGCUCCAGCCUUGUUUCCGACCAGCUGCCUUGACAGUCACUGGGCUCCAUGUGACUUUAGACCCUGACCCCCCUCCCACGGCCCCUCGCUGGGCUGGAGUCUGGCUCUGAGGCCUCAUUUGGCUUCUGUUUUGGCUAAAGACAGGGGCGGGGGUGAAGAGGGUUCUAGAGUGGCCUGUGCUGCCACUCCCGACACCCUACGUUUGCUCCUCCUGGGAAACUGCCGCCAUUGCAAUAAAGACCACAUUUGAUUUUUA